Effrenium voratum is the source of this 1535-nucleotide messenger RNA. Lineage: Eukaryota; Dinophyceae; Suessiales; Symbiodiniaceae. The record is from the annotation of a GenBank genome assembly.
UCGCAAAGAGGCAACGAAUCCCGCCACUUGAGACAUGAGCUCAGCCCCGCGACAUGGGCAUCUCCGAAGGCUCAGAGGAGGAGCUGUCAGGCGAGACGACGAAGCUAUGGCUCUACCUCUUCGCCUUUUGGUCACAGUUCAAACCCUCAGAGCCAUUCCUAGUGGACUACCUGAUUGAGGAGAAGGGCAUUACCAGUCAGCAGGUCUAUCAGAACAUUCUCGACCUUUUCGUGUACUCGCGCUUGCCCUUGGUGAUCAUUGCAGGCUUCUGUGCCGAGUUGGAGUGCUGUGGCUGCCGGGCCGUUCUGCUGGCUGGAGCCUUCUGUGGUGCCGCCACCGUUCUGCUCACGCGCUUUGGGACUGCGCUGUGGCUGCUGCAGGCCUCGCAGUUCACCGUGUCCGCGGCUUUCGCUUCUCGGAUCUCGGUGGCGUCCAUGGCUUUUGCCAUGUCGCUGCCGUCCCGGUUUCAAGAAGCGAUACACACCCUGAAGGCGGUGACACUUUUCUCCAACUGCUGCGCUGCCGCGUUGGGCGAAGUACUUCGGGACAUGGGCAGUCCACUGAGCUUGCUCUUCAACCUGUCCUUCGUUGGGCAGGCGUUGUCGCUGCUCUGCGCUGCUGCCUUGCCUUUGGCUCCAAGGCCUCCAAUCGUUGCCACGCCAACCUCCGCUCACAGAUUAGUGGGCUCCAAUCUGGAUGAGCGCUUGCUCUCCACCGGCUCCAAGAUUGGCGUACUCGGCACCUUCAAGGCGCUGUUGCGCGACUUGUGGCUAUCGCUGUGGCUGCGCCGAGUGAUGUGGUGGACGGCCUGGGCAUUGGUGAUGAAUCCCGUCCACGGCUUGACCCUGACGUACUGGCAGAGCAUGGUGCGCUCAAAGCACAUCCUAAAGGACCACAACGGCUACCUUUCCGCUUGCAUGUACCUGGCAGCAGCCGUCCUGACCUUGCUGGCCGGCAGGGCUGCUGCCAUGCAGCGGGCCACCUCUCUGCUGGUCACUGGCUCAGUGCUGCUAGCAGGGUGGCUGCUGCUGCAAUUGGCCCAAGCCGAUGACACCAGGCAAGUGACCGUGUACGGCUGGAUCCUGCUGUACCAGUGCUUGUUUGAGGCGACCACUGCUGUCGCAACGUUUCAAGUCGGAGCUGAGGUCACCAGAGCCACAGCCGCGAGCCACUCCAAGGCGCUGCAUAGCGCCGAGGUGCGGCGCUUGCCGCGAAGCGUCCGGCUGACACUACUCUUCAGCACGACCACUGUCCUGGUGGCUGCUGCAGAGAGCGGCAUUCUUCUGGUCAUCAACGGCUGGUCAUCCAUGGACACCCGCUUUCACAGCCUGGGCCUGUGCCUUUGCAUAGUUGGCUUCCUGCUGUCUGCCUUUGCCUUCGCCGAGGCUGCAGCUUGGCGGCAGCCCAGCGAGCCUCCAAAGAGUGGCGAGGGCUUGAAGAAUGUUGGCUGAUGAUGAUGAUGAUGAUGAUGAUGAUGAUGAUGAUGAUGAUGAUGAUGAUGAUGAUGAUGAUGAUGAUGAUGAUGAUUGUCGACG